AUGGCCACUCAGUCCCCAUUGAGAUUCGCUGUCCACGUUGCAGCCCCCAUUCCUUGUGUUGACUUCGUCAAUGGGAUCGAGGAAGGAAACACCUGGUCUCCGAUUUCAUGCACUUUAGUGUACUCGGAUGCCGAAGCCGUUCUUGUCGACACCCCCACCACCAUCGACCAGACAAAGCAGUUGAUUGAUUGGAUUGAGAAGAUAGCACCAGGCAGGAAGCUUUCGUACAUCUACAUCACUCAUGGCCACGCCGAUCACUUCUUAGGCCUGUCGCAGCUCACUCAGCGCUUUCCCGAGGCGGUUGCGGUGGCUACCAAGGCCACAAUCCAACACGUCGAGCAACAGCUGAGUGAGGACUACUUCCCCAACACCUGGGAGACUUUCUUCCCCGGCGGCCAGAUCUACACCCAUAACCAAGCCGGUAGCCCUGCUAUUGAGGUCGGGCACUCGGACACAUACGACUCGACCGUUCUCUGGGUUCCAGACCUCAGGCUUGCGGUCUGCGGUGAUGUCGUCUACGGCGAGGUGCACCAGAUGCUCCUUGAGGCGAACACCAAGGUCAAGCGGGAAGAGUGGAUCCGUGCAGUGGAGCGCGUCCAGGCCCUGGAUCCGGUGUAUGUUGUCGCGGGUCACAAGAAGGCAGAGGAGCCAGACGCGGCGUGGCACCUUGUCAACACCAAGAAAUAUCUCCUCGACUGGGGAGAUCUUCUUAGGAAGUCUCCCAAGGACCCGCAAGAGCUGUACGGGGAAAUGGUCAAGCUUUAUCCGCACAGGUUUUAA
Molecule: messenger RNA, 780 nt
Organism: Diaporthe citri
Lineage: Eukaryota; Fungi; Ascomycota; Sordariomycetes; Diaporthales; Diaporthaceae
Exons: 2
Coding region: 1-780 (259 amino acids)
Source: RefSeq, a predicted model, not a curated record